UGAACGAAACUUACGGGACGAACCCCAAACACUUGAGUAGAUAAGAUAUUAUUCAGAUAAUAAUGACUAUCUCAAGGUAGCACAUAGAUCAAAACAUGCCCAAUAUUCUCGGCUUCCAAGCGGGAUACGUCCUUGUAAAUAUAGCGCUUGUUUAAAAGAAGAAAAAAAAAGUAAAAAAUAAGUGAGAUCGUAGGUUGCUGGAGUGGAACGUUGACCCUUAGUAUAGUAAACAACUCAAGAGACCAUGGCUCAGACGUCGUCAUCACAUCGCUUACAAGUGAUAAGGAAUCAUUUAUUCAAUUUGCGUAAUGCAAGCGUCCUUCAGCGUGAUGAUUACUCCAGGACAAAGUGCUCCAUAUUGUUUUCUAAUACGUCAGUACAGGAUGUCUGUGGUAAACUUCAGUCAGAAUUGGCACAGAUAGGAGUCAAAGAUGUUGAAAUUGAGCCUCCUCCGAAAGGAAUGGAAGAAGAGUACACAACUCUUUUGACUCCACAUGCAGUUCAGUUUGUUGCAGAUUUAGUAAGACACUUCAAUGAUCAAGUAGAUUUGAUGAUGAAAGAAAGAGUCCGAAGGAAAGUAGAGUUGGAUAUUACUGGAGCAUUGCCAGGCUUUUCUGAAAAUCCCAAGAUAACUAAAAGUGAUUGGGUUGUAGCUCCAGUUCCUGAAAGGAUUGUUGACAGACGACUGGAUUUAGGUGAUGUAUCUCCUGCAAAUACUGACAAGUUUGUUGAAGCUUUGCUAUGCCCUGUCAAUGGGAUACAAACUGAUUUUGAUGACGGUCACUGCCCCACAUGGAAAGGGCAGUUACGAGGACUCCAUAAUGUUUAUAGAGCUGUGUUUGGUUUGAUACCUGGGGUUCCAGAUAUAACUAAAGUACCUGUUUUAAUGUUGCGUCCUAGGGCUUGGAAUAUGAUUGAACACAAUAUGCUGGUAGACGGUAAAGAAGUACCAGGCCCACUGUUUGACUUUGGCCUGCUAAUGUUCCACUGUGGUACUCAUUUGUUGAAAGCUAAGAGUGGACCCUUCUUUUACAUGUCAAAACUGGAAGGAGCAAAUGAAGCUAAACUGUGGAAUGAUAUAUUUUGUUGGAGUCAGGAUAAACUUAGCAUUCCCCAAGGAUCAAUUAAAGCCUGUGUACUCAUUGAAAACAUUUUGGCAUCCUUUGAAAUGGAAGAGAUUCUCUAUGAACUUCGUGAACAUUCAUUGGGGCUGAAUUGUGGGAUUUGGGAUUACUCAGCAUCUUUUGUCAACAAGUUUGGUAAGUAUUAUGUGAAUGUCCUCCAAAAAAACUUUGAUCGGUAAAAAAUUACACUAAUUGUGUAAUGCUAUAAUCAAUGAGUAAAGUUUUCAGUAUCUAUCUGUAUAUUUAAUUAUUUGGAUUCUGUAAAUC
Molecule: messenger RNA, 1391 nt
Organism: Macrobrachium nipponense
Lineage: Eukaryota; Metazoa; Arthropoda; Malacostraca; Decapoda; Palaemonidae
Product: malate synthase-like
Exons: 6
Coding region: 245-1303 (352 amino acids)
Biological process (GO): glyoxylate cycle
Cellular component (GO): cytoplasm
Molecular function (GO): malate synthase activity
Source: RefSeq, a predicted model, not a curated record